GAUGUAGAUGGUGAACCGUGUGACUGGGUGACAUCUAGCGGCAGAGAGAUGGUACUGCAGCGUGUCAUUGAAAAGCCGAGAGAAAACGGGCUCCAUUUUGUGUCCUUCUCGCAGUAAAAGCAGCAAGACAAUCCCUCCGAAGGAAGGAAAAAAAACCAACACAAAGACAUCUUUUACAGGCAGAAUGAGUGGCUGCCGCAUAUUUGUCGGCCGGUUGAACCCGUCCGCCAGAGAGAAGGACGUAGAGAGAUUCUUCAAAGGAUACGGCCGCAUCCGAGACAUCGACCUCAAGAGGGGCUUUGGUUUUGUGGAGUUUGAUGAUCCUAGGGAUGCUGAGGAUGCAGUUUAUGAGUUGGACGGCAAGGAGCUCUGCAAUGAGAGGGUGACCAUUGAGCAUGCUCGUGUGCGCCUGCGUGGUGGGCGAGGACGUGGUGGUGACAGAGGGGGAGGAGGAGGAGGAGGCCGCUUCCCAGAUCGCUAUGGCCGUGGCUCCCAGGAUAGUCGGAGGACCAACCAACCAAGUGGACCACCGGCAGAUAGGAAUCCUCCUCCGAUGCGUACGGAGAACCGCCUCAUCGUGGAGAACCUGUCAUCUCGCGUCAGCUGGCAGGACCUGAAGGAUUUCAUGAGACAGGCUGGGGAAGUCACGUUUGCGGAUGCCCAUCGCCCCAAGCUCAACGAAGGAGUGGUUGAGUUCGCUUCUUACAGCGACCUGAAAAACGCCCUUGAGAAGCUGUCUGGCAAGGAGAUCAAUGGAAGGAAAAUCAAGCUGAUCGAGGCAGCUAAGAAGAGGGGUUCCAGGAGUCGUUCCCGCUCUGAGAGCUCUUCUCGUUCUCGCUCUCGUAACCGGUCCCCGUCCCGCUCCAGGACCCCUCGUCGUUCCAGGUCCCACUCCCCCAAAGCCCGCUCCCCCAAGAGGGACUACAAACGCUCUCGUUCUCGUUCCCACAGCGGCUCCCCAGCGCCCCGUGCUGCUGCCCCUGGCUCCCCUCCCCCGAGGGCCAAAGAGACCUCUUCCUCCUCCUCUAAACGGGCCUCUAAGCCCAGCAAGUCUGCCUCCCCCCACUCCCCUCCCCCUGCACAGCGUGCACCUUCCAGGUCUCCUUCCAGGUCUCGUGGCUCUCGCUCUCCGUCUACAGACAGCCGCCACUGAGUACUGAGAACACCUAGCGCAGGAGUAUACACAUUUUUAAAAUAAACACACACCUCGUACAUAAAUACUCCCAUUCAGACAAAACAGGACAGGGCAGGAACUGUUUUACCCAGCGGUACUUGCCUGGUGUCCCUGUAUUUUCCCCUCCAUGUUUCCUCCCUCCGCUCUUCUCUUCUGACAUAGCCGAUCUUUGACCUACUUUUGUAUGGUGAGUGUUCUCUGUGAAAGCGUGGCUCUUGCUGUGAACGCAAUGAGGGCUUCGUUUUCAAUUUGAGCAUCAAGUCUAAAACCUUCUGGGGGUUUUGGUUAGUAUUUUUAUUUGUAAUAAUGGAUGUAAUUCUUGGUAAGGUAUUACAUUAUAUAUUUUUUAUCAUUCAACGCUCCCCCCUCUACCGGAUUUUGUUUGUCAGCUCUGAUAUCAUGAGCUGUUGAGAAUUCAAGUCCCGUUGCAUGAUGGCUAUGAAUAUGAUUGGCUAAGGUUUUGGGUCGAACCAUUCUGGGGGGGUU
Messenger RNA from Oncorhynchus keta (chum salmon), 1660 nucleotides. RefSeq names its product serine and arginine rich splicing factor 5b (gene srsf5b). The record is from RefSeq and is a predicted model, not a curated record. The coding region runs from base 185 to 1153 and encodes 322 amino acids. The transcript has 9 exons. Lineage: Eukaryota; Metazoa; Chordata; Actinopteri; Salmoniformes; Salmonidae. Gene Ontology annotation, cellular component: ribonucleoprotein complex; nucleus; cytoplasm. Gene Ontology annotation, molecular function: mRNA binding.